UAAAGAUGUACUCUGUGUUAAAGAUCAAUGUGUUGUGAUUACUGAUUAGUGUGAUUUGUUUUGUUUUAUUAAUUAGCUGUUUUGUUUGUUAUUUUAUUUUCAUACUUGCUACCGUAGUAAUAUCCUAUUCUUCUGUGUUGAUAUUGAUAACACUUAUCAGUAUAGCCACAAAAUACAAAUAAAACGAUUCACUGAAAGGUUAAUUAUUGAGUGCGACAUUCUAAAUUAAUUUAAACACUAAAUUCAUGGUCAGGUUAUAGUAAGUGUCAAUAAUGGAGACCUCUCUUAAUCACAAUAUUGAUAAAUUUGCGUUGCAUUUUGAAAAAAAUCGAUUAAGUUACUGCGGUCAAGAUUGUCAAAAAAUACCACCAACAUUAUGGAAAAUGUAUGGCAAUAAAGUUAAUUGCCUAGAUUUGAGUUACAACAGCAUCGAGACACUGAAAGGUUUGGAGAAUUUUACUCUAUUGGAGGAACUAAUACUUGACAAUAACAAAUUAGGGGAUUCUGUAUAUUUUCCGCUGAUGCCCCGGUUAAAAACAUUGUCUAUAAACAACAACCAGAUAACAGACUUAGAUGGUUUAGUUCAGAAGAUAAGUGAGAAGUUCCCUUCGCUCACGUACUUAAGUCUUCUCAGCAACAAAGCGUGUCCAAACGAACUGUCCGACCUUGACAAAGACGACACCGACUAUCAAAGAUACAGAUAUUUCGUUCUGUAUAAAGUACGUAACCUACGUUUCUUGGACUCGCGCCGCGUGUCGGCGGUGGAGUACAGAGAGGCGAUGACGCGCGGCCAGUUCAUGCGCGUGCGCCGGCCCCCCGCGGAGCCCGGCCCUACCUCGCCCGCGGGGCCCGCCGCAAGACCCCUGCCUGUCGACUUCGAUUCCUUAGGGAAACAUAAAGGCGCAUACGGCAAAUGUUUAUACAAAUACACGGGAAAACAUUCGGAGGGAAACAGAUUUAUCCUCAACAGUGAUUUGUGAUGCAUCACAGAAAACAACAAUAAUAAAUGAAAAUAACAAAUGGUGCCAUACAAGUGUUCAAUACAAUUAUAACUAACUUUAUUAUUAGUAGGUAAGUCAGCAAAGUCACAUCUUGUACUUUUUUUAUUACGAAUAUAUCUACGUAGCGGAUUAUAAUUAUUUCAUGUCUGUAUGUCUAGUCUUUUUUAAACGAAAUUUCGCACAAUAAAUUGCCUUCCAAAUGAAAUAAUUCUCACGUUUAGAUUAUUUUUUUGCUCAUAGACUGAUAGUUGGUUAAUUUUAGUUGGAAAUGGGUCUUUUUGUUAUACUUACCUAAACUUUCAACCAUCUUAUUGGUGUAAUUUCUAGAUCUCCUAUUUUGUUAAUACUUAGGUAUUGCAAUAUUAUUUUGCUUUUUAACCUCUCGGUCGGUUGUUGUACUAAUUUAGAGUCAUUAACUUAUUAAAAAUUAAGACUCGUAUAAAUUAUUUCACCCACUUCAAGUUUUAUUUCCGCAACAAUGUAUGUAACCUAUACCGUAGACCUAGCUUAGUGUUGCGAAUAGGCACGUCCGUCCUGAAAAGUCUCAUAAGUAUAAUUGUAAUACCUUAUAUACAGGAUGCUCGGGAGUAUUUCCCAUAACUCUUAUGUUCUUUAAGGAAAAUAAAUUAAAAAUGUUUAAAAAACGUGUUCUAAAAUGAAUGGUUUCGGAUGUUUCUUUUAGAAAUAGGUCUUAAAUUGUGUCCUUUAUAUCGCAUCCUUAUAUUAUGACCUAGCUAAACUUAUUCAUUGAUAGAUAUCAUGAAGUAGCUUACUAGUAAAGUGCGGAGUGACAGUUGCAAUAUCUCGUCAAUAUCGACAGUCUUAGCACUACGAUUACGUAUUUUAAAAUGCAAGGAUAGAUAAAGGCGUGUGUUAUAUUUAUAUACAUUUAAACAAUCGGAAUUAUUUGAAUUAGGUACUUUGUAAAAAAACAUGGUUUUUUUCAGUAAAAAAAAUUUGUUAUGUAGUUCGGCUCUUAUAAGUGAACUGGUCAACACCUUGAAGUUAUGGGAAAUAUGUCGCAACAUCCUGUAUUAUACUAGCUGACGCCCGCGACUUCGUCCGCCCUUAGACCUCUUUUAUCCUGCCUUGUUGCAAAAUCUCUACUUAGCGGAGGUCUACUAACUAUAAACUACCCCCUGCCAAAUUUUAUCUUUCUACAUCAAGCGCUUUUAAAGAUCGUAUUUUAUAUAUUUAGAUAGAUGUAGAGUAUAAAUUAGGUUUAAUUUUUUUACUUCUCGUAGUCUAUUUUAUAGCUUUAAAUAGUCAUACUUGUAUAUUGUUGUAGUUUUUGUAUGAAUAUAAAAUUAUAAUAUUA
This is a messenger RNA of Bicyclus anynana (squinting bush brown), 2319 nucleotides long. Its product is annotated as leucine-rich melanocyte differentiation-associated protein. Bases 273 to 980 code for a protein of 235 amino acids. Gene Ontology annotation, molecular function: protein binding. The record is from RefSeq and is a predicted model, not a curated record. NCBI's taxonomy places the organism in Eukaryota, Metazoa, Arthropoda, Insecta, Lepidoptera, Nymphalidae. Gene Ontology annotation, biological process: melanocyte differentiation. The transcript has 6 exons.